Messenger RNA from Drosophila elegans, 754 nucleotides. RefSeq lists its product as uncharacterized. Bases 383 to 754 code for a protein of 123 amino acids. The transcript has 3 exons. The record is from RefSeq and is a predicted model, not a curated record. NCBI's taxonomy places the organism in Eukaryota, Metazoa, Arthropoda, Insecta, Diptera, Drosophilidae.
CUAUGGUCGCAGUAACUAGAUUCUACAAUUUUGCUGGUAUAUGUGCGGCACACAAUUCCAAUUUUGGUAGAGUUUUUCAGUUUUUUGAUGGAUUAACUUUUGUUUUGCUUUUUUGUGCUACUAUGGUAAUCCCACUUGAUGUAUUCCCAUAUACUUAUGAGGCAAACGACGCGUCUGCAAACCCAUGUAUUUCUAUAGGUUCAUUUUCCGAUCCUCCUAGUUCGUCGUGGAAUCCUAACGUUCUCUAUUGCUUUUAAUUUUGCAUUCAAAUUUAUCCAUUCACAAGCAACUUUUUCAUCCAGAAAUUCAUCCCAUCCAACUUCAGAUAUCCACAGCUUUUGGAUAAAUAAUGUUUGCUAAAUGAAGACGAAAAGACCAAAUAAUGGAUAUUUCAUCUGUUUCGAAGUGUCCCAAACGCACCGUGGGAUUAACCUUGCCAGUAGCUGAAGAGAGCAUCGAUGUCAAGCAGUUUAUUCAGUUAAUACCGGAAGCCCAACAAGUUCAUUGGAAAGUCCCGUACCUAAAUACAAAUCAUCAAUUAAGAAGAAGUCCUUUUCGUGGAAUUGGUGGAUCAUCAAUACCUAUGCAUGGAAAAACAUCGUGUUCAAUUUUGUUCGAGGAUAAGUAUUAUGAAUUAGGAGUUUAUGACAAUCCCAAUCUUAUCUUGCCUACAGCGCUCCUACUUGAUAAAACGCAAGCCCUAAAGCUAAGUUCGGGUUCUGUAAGCCCGAAUGCACCCUUGGUUCCUGAUUAA